UCGGAGGGGCUUGUCUAGCAGCUAGCCGUCCUGGCUAACUCCCUACCCUAUGUCAUGCCUUGAUAUCGGAACGCUAUUUCUACAGGGAUAUCAUUAUCUGGACAAGCAUCUGCAACUUGCAGACAUAUUGAAGGCUUUACAGACUGUAUAAUUUACCCGCAUGUUAAAGUUCCCAUUUACACAGUACGAGAGGGUGGCCACGACCUGCAAUCAGGUCAACGGAAGUAUCUGCAUCUUUUGAAGUUCUCAGCUUUGAUGCAGUACAGCUCGCCUAGUCAAGGAUGACGGAAGAGGUGAUUGUCAUUGCCAAGUUUGACUACAUGGCCCAGCAGGACCAGGAGCUGGACAUCAAGAAGAACGAACGCCUCUGGCUCCUGGACGACUCCAAGUCCUGGUGGCGGGUCCGCAAUGCCACCAACAAGACGGGCUUCGUGCCCUCCAACUACGUGGAGCGCAAGAACAGUGCCCGGAAAGCCUCCAUCGUGAAGAACCUCAAGGACACGCUGGGAAUCGGCAAGGUGAAGAGCAGGAAGGGCGGCAUGCGCGACACGGCGUCCAACGCCGAGGCGGACAUGUACGCGGACAACGGCGAGCGUCUGUACGACCUGAACCUGCCGGCGCUGGUGAAGUUCAGCUACGCGGCAGAGCGCGAGGACGAGCUGUCCCUGGUGAAGGGCACGCGCGUGGUGGUGAUGGAGAAGUGCAGCGACGGCUGGUGGCGCGGGAGCUACAGCGGGAACUCGGGCUGGUUCCCCUCCAACUACGUGACGGAGGACAUGGACGGCACGGCGGCGGGCGCGGGCGGCGCCGCCGACCCGGCCGGCUCGCUGACGGAGAAGCUGGCGGCGGCGGUGGUGAACAGCGGCGCCAACGGCAGCCGCGUGCUGCACGCCGUGCAGGCGCUCUACCCCUUCAGCUCGGUCAACGACGAGGAGCUCAACUUCGACAAGGGCGAGGUGAUGGAGGUGGUGGAGAAGCCGGAGAACGACCCCGAGUGGUGGAAGUGCCGCAAGGCGGACGGGCAGCUCGGCCUGGUGCCCAAGAACUACGUGACCGUGCUGGACGCCGCCGCCCACAACGCGUCGUCGUCAGCGGGGCCGGCGGGGCCGCCCACGCCCGACUGCGACUACAUCUCGCCGUCGGGCAGCGGGCGCUUCGCGGGGAAGGAGUGGUACUACGGCCGCGUGACGCGACACCAGGCCGAGGUGGCCCUCAACCAGCGAGGCAGCGAGGGGGACUUCCUCAUCAGAGACAGCGAGUCGUCGCCGAACGACUUCUCCAUCUCGCUGAAGGCGCAGAGCAAGAACAAGCACUUCAAGGUGCAGCUGAAGGAGAGCCUGUACUGCAUCGGCCAGCGCAAGUUCAGCUCCAUGGAGGAGCUUGUGGAACACUACAAAAAGGCCCCCAUCUUCACCAGCGAGCAGGGGGACAAACUGUAUCUGGUCAAGGCCCUCGCCGCCUCCUGAUCUCGCACACACACACACACGCACACCCAGGCAUACAUACAAACACACACACACACCGUACUACAUUGUUACAUUUCACUAAUGCAUGCAGACACCUUUCCACACAGAAAAGAGGACAUGCAUUCGAACUUGUAAAACCCCAACGACUUUCCGCGUCCUCUGGACUUUUAAUGCUGGGAAUUCUGAGCAUUCCAAGAGACGGGCGCAGAGCACGGGGGAGACGCACGGAGAGACUGGGAGAUGGGGGAGGGGCGGGGAGGGAGGGGGGAGGGAGAUUAUGGACAGAAAAUGGACUCCCUAAACCAAGGUUUGGAUUUUAAGGCCGCUGGUGGUCUUUGGACCGUUCUUAAAGAUCCAGGAUGUAUUUCUAGGGGCUCUCGCCGGUCGCCAACGAAAAUCUCCACCUUUUGUCGUCGACAAGAUCUUAGUUUAUUUUUUUUAUUUUUUUUUAUAAUAUAUAUUCUUUUUAACUGUUUCUUUUAAAAAAAAUGUGAUUUUAACUCUCAACUGUCCCAUUCUCCCAACAAUGAUAAGACUUGAGACCUUUUCCCCUUCAGAUGCUGGAGGCCCGGAGUCUACAUGUUUUUAGUUUAAAAACGUUUCACGUCAUUUUUCAUCUGUUCUUUUGCGUUUUUUUGUGUCCGUCUACAGUGAUUCUUCUUCAUGACAUGCUACGUUGUGGACGCCAUCCCUCCGCAACUUUUUGCUAACUGCUAAUUAUGAAUAAAAUAAUUAAGUGACCAAAGUAUAUUUAUUGAUACAGUCCAAUCAGAAACGCGACCCCCUAAUGAUUGACCUUUUUUGGAUCAAACGAUGACACACUGAUGUGUCGCGAAUGGAAGACACCGGUCCAUGCACAUGAAGCCUCGCCGUCCACCAAGUCCCCCCCUGUGUCUCCCGCCACACGUCGAACCAUUUGUUAUGUAUCGCCACGGCCUGAGCGCCUCUCACGUAUUGCUGGCUCCUUAUCUUUUUGAAUGUUUUUCUACGCUGUCACUGCACAGUACACACUGCUCACCCCCCUCUCCCCUCCCCCCCUCCACCAAACGAAGUCCCCUUUUCAUUUGAAAAGAAAACGGAUCUGAAAGCGUUAAAUGUCCCGAAGCAAGCCAGCGUAGAUCGCGCCGUGGCAACGCGCUGUGGAAAUGACCGACAGAGUGAUUGACAGCCCCGGAGUGGGCUGGAGUGGGGGCGAUUUAUGGAAUAAAGGAUUAGAUUAUUAUAAUUAUUUUAUGGUUCCUCCUUGUUGAGUUUUCAAGAUCUUGUCGCUCUUCUUGGUUCUUCUGCUUCCUGGCAUGAUAGACAACAGACUUUGUCCCAGCCUUCAUCUGUGUCAACCAACCCACACCCAACCACCCAGUAAAGGUGUAAGGGGAGGCCUCUGUGUCCACAGUGAUGUCACUGCUGACCAAUCAGAGCCUUAAGGGGGGCAGGAGGAGGAGGAG
Messenger RNA from Gadus chalcogrammus (walleye pollock), 2911 nucleotides. RefSeq names its product NCK adaptor protein 1b (gene nck1b). Bases 282 to 1466 code for a protein of 394 amino acids. The transcript has 5 exons. Gene Ontology annotation, biological process: negative regulation of endoplasmic reticulum stress-induced eIF2 alpha phosphorylation; positive regulation of translation in response to endoplasmic reticulum stress; positive regulation of endoplasmic reticulum stress-induced intrinsic apoptotic signaling pathway. NCBI's taxonomy places the organism in Eukaryota, Metazoa, Chordata, Actinopteri, Gadiformes, Gadidae. The record is from RefSeq and is a predicted model, not a curated record. Gene Ontology annotation, molecular function: ephrin receptor binding.